UGUGACGGUUAAAAAUCAAUAUAGUUGUAAAUCCCUAUAAGAAUGGACCAAGUUUCCAGAUUAGUGAUUUUAGUUGUUGCGGUGGCUUUUGCUACAGCUGACGUCAUCACUUUCAAAGAUUGUGGUUCUGUUACUGGAACAGUAAACCAAGUAGACAUGACACCGUGUCCGUCAGAACCAUGUCAACUGAAGAAGGGAGAUAAUGCUACAAUGAAAGUAGAAUUCACGCCUAAGGUAAAUUCUACAAAAUACUCAUCUGUACUCCAUGGAAUUAUCGGUGGGAUUCCUGUGCCAUUUCCUCUUCCAAAUGGAAUCACUUCCGGUCCAAUAAUUUCAAACAAUAAAAUCGUCUAUUCAAACUUCCUAAUGGUUCUUCCAUCGUAUCCUAAGGUCUCGCUGGUCGCCAAACUGGAAAUCCAAGAUGACAAUGGCAAAGAUCUUGUGUGUUUUGUGUGGCCAAUCCAGAUUGUGGAUUAGAAUUCUGGAUCAUCCAGUAAACACCAGCAAUUCGACCAUUCAGAGGGUCAAAGUUCGAGAUAACGGACACUUUCUAUUCCCGCAUUGUAAAUAUAUCAUAAAUAAUUUAUUUUCAUCCCAUCAUUAUACGUUUUUUGUGCUUAAAAAUA
This is a messenger RNA of Saccostrea cuccullata (small rock oyster), 626 nucleotides long. RefSeq names its product NPC intracellular cholesterol transporter 2-like. The record is from RefSeq and is a predicted model, not a curated record. The transcript has 4 exons. The coding region runs from base 43 to 477 and encodes 144 amino acids. NCBI's taxonomy places the organism in Eukaryota, Metazoa, Mollusca, Bivalvia, Ostreida, Ostreidae. Gene Ontology annotation, biological process: intracellular cholesterol transport. Gene Ontology annotation, molecular function: sterol binding.